Drosophila simulans is the source of this 1778-nucleotide messenger RNA. Its product is annotated as damage-control phosphatase ARMT1. Gene Ontology annotation, biological process: DNA damage response. Lineage: Eukaryota; Metazoa; Arthropoda; Insecta; Diptera; Drosophilidae. The transcript has 2 exons. Gene Ontology annotation, cellular component: nucleus; cytoplasm. The record is from RefSeq and is a predicted model, not a curated record. The coding region runs from base 113 to 1564 and encodes 483 amino acids. Gene Ontology annotation, molecular function: phosphatase activity.
UUUAGUAAGUUUUCAGAAUAAAUUCCUGAAAGGCUGUAGCCUUUACCUUUUUAUUUUUCUUCCUAAAAAAAAUUACAAAAUCAAGCUGACUAUCAAACUCAAAAUAAAAAGUAUGGGCUGGCGUGCCUCAACGCACUCGGAUAAGUCCACUACCACGGAUCUUUUUGAGGGCCCAACUCCUCGGCAUUCCCUGCUGUCCGGAAGAUACAAGCAGAGUUUCGCCUAUUUGACGCUAAGGACUCGGAUGCCGGGAAUUAUGCAGCAGAUUAUUAUGCGGCUCCUAUCCGAUUUGCCUGAUCUGGUGAAUAAAUAUGGCGAGGAAGUGCGCAAGGAUGUCAAGCAAAUUGUGGAUGCCGUAGAACGACUCAAGAUGGAACUGAACCGAGAUCGACAGUUCCUGCUGUUUCACGGCGCUGAGCCGGACAAGGUUGAGUGGAAUGCCUUCAUAACUGAGAUGCCGCGUCCCAAAAAGUCCUUCUUUCGCGCCUGUUGGCUUCAUGCCGAGUGCUACUUGUACAGACGAAUCUUUUCCUUCUUCGAAAACAGCCGCCACCUGCAGAAAUACGACUGCUUCGAUCACUUGAAAAAGGAGGAUCUGAUGCUUAGCGAGGUGGCCAUGAGUGCCCUCGCUAAAGCUACGCGAGGAUUGGCCAAGAGUUUCGAUGUAUUCAGCAAGCUUUUGCGGAUUAACCUGUGGGGAAAUCAUUUCGAAAUGCAAAUUGGUGCCUUUAGAUUCACGGAGGAAGAUUCCAAGGACGAUAUAAAUGUGCUGGUUAAGGUGGCUGACAUCGAUAGGAUCCUCCUCGUGGACGACACCACUCUGAUUUGGAAUUGCUUGGUGUUGGCGAGCAAGAGCAGCGGGAAUCGCAUCGUGGACUUCAUCUGCGACAAUGGAGGCUUCGAGUUCUUCACGGAUAUGCUGUUACUGGAAUAUAUGGUGGACAAUAACCUGGCCACCCAAGUGCGUCUCCACGUCAAGGCCAUUCCGUGGUAUAUAUCCGAUGUUACGCGUGCUGAUAUUGAAUGGACUUUGGAUUUUCUGACUGGACACCGGGAUGAGUGCCUUUCGGCGUUGGGCAAAAAGUGGACACACUUGAUGAAUACCCAGAAAAUCGUUAUAGCUCCUACAUCGUACUUCUGGACUGGGCCACAACCAUAUUUCGUUAUGGUGGAAUCGGAUAUCGAGCUCUAUCGUAUGCUUACCACCUCCAAACUGGCCAUAUUCAAGGGCGAUCUCAACUACCGAAAGUUGCUGGGUGACUUCAUAUGGGAUUCCACAGAGGAGUUCAUCACUUGCCUGCGCGGCUUUAGACCCACCAAUAUAUGUGCUAUGCGAACUGUCAAAUGCGAAGUGGUUUGCGGACUGUCGGAGGGAUUGGCGGAUUCGCUCCUAAAGAACGAUCACAACUGGAUGAUCUCGGGCAACUAUGGCGUUAUCCAGUACACCGAUUCACUGAAAUGUUCCUGCGCCUUACCAGGCCCAGACAGCAGUGAGAAAAACACCCGUAUGCUGGGUAUGGUGGUGCCCCAGUCCGAAAGGUCGACCUUAAUCACCAAUAAAUGAGUGCGAAUUUGUCAGUUGAAAAUCGAAUGGCCUCGUUACACCCACUCGGAAUCAGAUGGCGCGCACAUGCGCACCCAUUUGUCCUGACGACUCCCAAUUUGGAAAUGGAAAGUUGCCACACCGCCAAAUGUUGCCAAAGGCGCGAAUUCAAGGCAGCAAAAAAAUAUGAAAAUUGAAUAUGUGCUGAUUAAAUUAAUUGUCUUUCGAAAUGAAA